Messenger RNA from Aspergillus clavatus NRRL 1, 591 nucleotides. Its product is annotated as v-SNARE protein VTI1. Gene Ontology annotation, molecular function: SNARE binding; SNAP receptor activity. Bases 1 to 591 code for a protein of 196 amino acids. The record is from RefSeq and is a predicted model, not a curated record. Lineage: Eukaryota; Fungi; Ascomycota; Eurotiomycetes; Eurotiales; Aspergillaceae. Gene Ontology annotation, cellular component: Golgi apparatus; ER to Golgi transport vesicle membrane; SNARE complex. Gene Ontology annotation, biological process: Golgi to vacuole transport; vesicle fusion with Golgi apparatus; macroautophagy. The transcript has 2 exons.
AUGUCAAACCCGCUAGAUACCGAUGCCGGCUCCGAGCUGUUCAGCAGCUACGAGACAGAGCUGAAGUUAGUACAGGCCGAUUUGAGCCAGAAGCUGGACCAGAUUGCAGAGUCGAGUGGAGAGCAACGAAAGUCCGCAAUCAGACAGGCUGAGCGGGCUCUGGACGAGGCGGGUGAAUUGCUCGAUCAAAUGCGCAUGGAGAAGCAGAACAUUCCCUCAGCCGCUCGAUCAAAAGUCAACAUCCGUUUCCGCAACUAUGCCACCGAUAUCGACGAAGCGAAGCGGAAACUCAAAUCCCUUUCCGAUGACCGGAGGGCGCUCUUCGGCGACCGCUACACAGACGAGCCGCAAGAUGAACACCUGGAGCAAAGACAGCAACUUCUUUCCGGCACGGAGCGGCUAGAGCGAAGCUCUGCCCGACUGCAAGAGAGCCAGCGAAUUGCGCUUGAAACGGAGGACAUUGGCCGCAAUACGCUGGCCGACUUGUACCAGCAGCGGCAAACCAUCGAGCAUGCACGGACUGGACUGCAGCAGAGUGAGGGAUACGUGGACACGAGCAUCAAGACACUGAGGGGCAUGGCCCGUAGGUAA